GCUCAAGGACAUUAUGAAAUGCCUCUUCCGUUCAAACAACGGCCAUACUUACCUGAUAACAGAGAGCUUGCCAAGGUCAGACUCAAUCAUUUGAACAAGAAAUUCUGUAGAAACUAGAAAUAUAAGACAGACUACAUUGCUUACAUGAAUGACAUCAUUGAAAGAGGUGAUGUAGAAACAGUGAAUGAUGAUGGAACUGUUGGCGAAAAGUGGUACAUACCUCAUCAUGGCAUCUACCAUCCAAAAAAGCCAGACAAGCUACGUGUCGUUUUUGAUUGUUCCGCAAAAUUCAAAGGCACAAGUCUCAACGAACAUUUGUUACCAGGACCAGACAUGAUAAACAAUCUCACCGGAGUCCUUGUUAGGUUCAGAAGGCAUCCUAUAGCUGUAAUAUGUGACAUCGAAAAAAUUUUUCACCAGUUUCAUGUCCAGGAAAAUGACCGAGAUUACCUGCGCUUCUUAUGGUGGAAAAACGGAGACACAAAUUCAGCGCUUCAAGAUUAUCGGAUGAAAGUGCAUCUUUUCGGCGCGGUUUCUUCGCCUGGUUGCGCAAACUAUGGACUAAGAUAUCUAGCCAGUGAGCAUAGUCAAUCAUACCCAUUAGCCGCUCAGUUCAUCUUAAGAGACUUCUAUGUUGAUGAUGGAGUCACAAGUGUAGAGACGGUGGAAAAGGCCAUUCAGCUGGCAAAGGAAGCACGGGAGUUGUGCAUAAAGGGAAGUCUUCGACUUCACAAGUUUGUGUCAAAUGACAACACUGUUCUGCAGAGCAUACCAGCAUCAGAACGUGCUGUAAACUUUGAAACAAAGGAUCUUACCUUCAAUGACAUGCCACUUGAAAGAGCGCUGGGAAUUCAUUGGAACAUACAGAGUGAUAGCUUCCAAUUCCAUAUCCCACUAAAAGGUCAACCUACAACACGUCGUGGCAUAUUGUCAACGGUUGCCUCCAUAUAUGAUCCUUUGCGCUUUGUAGCUCCCUAUGUUCUCAAUGGUAAGAGGAUCCUACAAGAAAUGUGUCACCAGGGUACAGGCUGGGAUGAUCCACUUUCCCUUGCUCUUAGCCCAUGGUGGGAGAAAUGGCAGAAUGACUUUGUCAAUCUGGAAAAGGUGGACAUAUCACGAUGCUAUGUGCCUGCUGAUUUCGGUAAAAUUGUAAAAACGGAAAUACAUCAUUUCUCUGAUGCAAGUACCUGUGGUUAUGGUCAGUGUUCUUAUCUGAGAGUAAUCAAUGAGAAGGAUGAGAUUCAUUGCACUUUCCUCAUUGGCAAAGCCCGGGUUACUCCUGUAAAGAUUACUACAAUUCCAAGGUUAGAGUUGACGGCAGCAGUGGUAUCAGUCCAAAUGAGCAAUAUGCUCAGAGAAGAGCUUGACCUCACCAAUGUCAAUGAAUUCUUUUGGACUGACUCAAAGGUGGUCUUGGGUUACAUCAAUAACGACGCCUGUCGUUUUCAUACGUUUGUAUCCAACAGAGUCCAAAAAAUACGCCAAAGCACAGCACCCAAACAAUGGCUAUACGUCCCAACAGAUGAUAACCCAGCAGACAAUGCUUCAAGAGGAAGAACAAUAAAUGAAUUGCUCUCGUCCAACUGGUUCUCAGGUCCUUCAUUCCUGUGGAAGAAAGAAAUAGAGACCUCAAAUGUUGUACCGGAGCUUCCAAUAGGAGAUCCAGAAGUUAAAAAGAUCCAGACGUUUCAAACAGAAACCACAGAAAGUAAACAUCUUGUAGACCAUUUGUCAAAGUUCUCAUCUUGGUCUAAUGCUGUGAAAGCUAUUGCACGCCUUGUGAGACGGAUUAAGAAGGAUAAAACUAAUGCGCCAGCUUCUGUAGGUGAACAGGAACAUGCAAAAGGCUUGAUUCUAAAAGGAGUUCAAAAACAAGCAUAUCAGAAAGAAAUGGAUGUCCUGAGUCAAGGAAAACAACUUCCAGGUUAUAAUAAACUUCAUCACCUGGACGCCUUCAUAGACCUUCAUGGUAUGAUCAAGGUGGGAGGAAGACUUAUCCACUCAUCAUGCACUCACUUUUUCAAGCACCCACUGAUCCUUCCUAAAGAUCAUCAUGUAACAAAGUUGAUUAUUGCACACUAUCAUGAAAGUGUAAAGCAUCAAGGAAAGGGUUUCACAAUUAAUGCAAUCAGAUCUUCCGGCUAUUGGAUACCUGGAAUAAACAGAGCUGUCACAUCUUACAUUCGCAACUGUGUACCUUGUAGAAGGUUGAGAAAACCUGUGGAAGGCCAGCGGAUGAGUGAUCUUCCCACAGAACGUGUAGAGCCUUCCCCACCGUUUGUGUAUUGUGGUAUGGAUUGCUUUGGUCCAUUCAUGACUAAAGAAGGAAGAAAACAGCACAAAAGGUAUGGUCUGCUUCUAACUUGCUUUUGUUCAAGAGCCAUUCAUAUAGAAAUGUUAGAAGAUAUGUCCACAGAUGCUUUCAUCAACAGUUUGCGAUGCUUUAUUGCAAUUCGAGGCACAGUACGGCAGAUCAGAUGUGACCAAGGUACCAAUUUCGUUGGCGCAAAAAACGAACUGAACUCAGCAUUACAGCAGCUUGACCCAGAAAGGCUCACCGCUUUCCUUGCAGAUAAACAGUGUGAUUUUGUAAUGAAUCCCCCUCAUUCCAGUCAUGCAGGUGGUGUAUGGGAGCGUCAAAUCAAAACUGUACGGAGUGUUCUUAAUGCUACAGUUUCCCUCUCAUCAGGCAGGCUUAAUGAUGCUUCACUGCGCACUUUAUUUUAUGAAGCCAUGGCGAUAGUCAACAGUCGCCCCCUUACAGUGGAUAACCUGAACAACCCCAAGAGCUUAGAACCACUCACACCUAACCAUCUGAUUACCAUGAAAGCCACCACGGUCCUACCACCACCAGGAAAGUUCAUAAGAGAAGACAUCUACGGGAGAAAGAGAUGGAGACAGGUGCAGUACCUUACUGAACAGUUUUGGAGUAGAUGGAAAAAAGAGUAUCUCCACAACAUUACGGCUAGACAAUGCUGGCAUGCUCCAAAAAGGAAUUUGCAGAUUGGUGAUGUGGUCAUGGAUACAGAUGAGAACCUUCCAAGAAAUGAGUGGAGACUAGGACGUGUCAUAGACACUGUAACUAGCCAAGAUGGACUAGUAAGGAGAGUCACAAUAGCACUCGGUGACAAAAAACUAAACAAAAAAGGAGAACGGGUAAACAAGGUCUCAGUCGUAGAGAGACCAGCUCAGAAGUUGGUCUUAUUAUUGGAAGCGGAGUGAACAAAUCAAGUUAAAAUUACUUAUGUUUGAAAAUUAUGCAUGUCAAAAUAACAUUUAUAAUUUGGUGGGAGUGUAACAGACUUUCUGUGAGUUUAAAUGGGUUUAAGAAAUGCAUUAUCUGUCUUACUAAAGAGGGACUUUUAUUUUGACGGGUGUUGUAGUCUACAGGGAAGGAAAGGGAGAGCACGCAGUUCAAGUUCAUCAGAGUUGUGUCGCAGAUAACGUUUGCAACUUUAAGCACCCCCCGAAAAUGCAUAAGGUCUGUAUAUAUUUGAUAACUGUUUGUUGUAAUGACUGUUUUGUGUAAUUCACUGUAUGUUAAUGAUAGAGGUUUGAACUAGUCUGUAAUUCGCGCUUCUUGUACUUUGUUGGUUUAGCUCUUACGGUGAUUCUUGGAGUCUUACGGUGAUUUUUGAGUGAAAACGGACUCAAUAAACUUCAUUAACAUC
This is a messenger RNA of Carassius auratus (goldfish), 3671 nucleotides long. RefSeq lists its product as uncharacterized. The transcript is spliced from 2 exons. Gene Ontology annotation, molecular function: nucleic acid binding. Gene Ontology annotation, biological process: DNA integration. Bases 145 to 3222 code for a protein of 1025 amino acids. Lineage: Eukaryota; Metazoa; Chordata; Actinopteri; Cypriniformes; Cyprinidae. The record is from RefSeq and is a predicted model, not a curated record.